Molecule: messenger RNA, 4411 nt
Organism: Ectocarpus sp. CCAP 1310/34
Lineage: Eukaryota; Phaeophyceae; Ectocarpales; Ectocarpaceae
Source: the annotation of a GenBank genome assembly
ACGGCGGCGCGGGGAAGCAGCAGCAAACGAGGGAGUGGACGAAACCCUCGAAACACUGCCCUCGCUGCUGUUGAUUUGGGCACCAGACGGCUUCAAGCGCGGUAGUCAUCAUGUCGGACGCACUGUCUCUCACGAAGGAUGCCAAGAAGCCGCACCGCACGUCCAAGUCCGGCGCCAAGGCCAACAAAAAGAAGGAGAAGGGGGGAAAGGUGGAGAGGCACAACCCUAGGGCGUUCUCCGUGUCGAAGAUCGGCAAGACCCGCAAGACCCAGCAGAGGAACCUCGACCGUGCACAGCGGAAGGAGGUCGUCCCGCAGGUUGACCGCGCGGAAGAAGUCCCGCCGCCCGUGAUGGUUGUCGUCAUGGGACCCCGAGGAUCCGGCAAGACUACCCUCAUUCGGUCUCUGAUUAAGCUUUACACGGGGCAUAACCUAAAGGAGUCGACGGGUCCGAUCACGGUGGUUAGCGGCAAGAACAGGAGGAUAACCUUCCAGGAGUGCCCCGACGACCUCUGCGGCAUGGUGGACCUCGCCAAGGUGGCGGACCUCGUUCUCCUCGUCGUCGACGGCAGCUUCGGGUUCGAGAUGGAGACGUUCGAGUUCCUAAACAUACUGCAGGUGCACGGGUUUCCCAAGGUGAUGUGCGUCCUCACCCACCUGGACCGCUUCGACAACGUGAAGGCUCUCCGAGCCACCAAGAAGAAGCUCAAGACGAGGUUCUGGACCGAGGUGUACAACGGGGCCAAGGUGUUCGGAAUGGGCGGCGAGAUAAACGGGAAGUACCCCAAGACAGAGGUGCGGAACAUCGCGCUGUACCUGUCUCGCACCAAGUUCCGACCCUUGCGCUGGCGUAACACACACCCUUACGUGGUCGUCGACCGCUACGAGGACAUCACUUACCCUCAGAAGGUUUUGGAGGAUCCGACUUGCGACCGAGAAGUCGCCGUGUUUGGCUACGUGAGGGGCACACACCUCAAAGCCGGGCAGCGCGUGCACGUGAUUGGCGCGGGCGACUUCGGCAUGGCAGAGGUGUCGGCCCUCCAGGACCCCUGCCCCCUCCCUACCAAGGAGAAGGUGGCGAACCGGAGCCUGAACAAGAAGGAGAGCCAGCUGUACGCGCCGCUGGCAAACAUCGGCUCCGUCGUGAUGGACCAAGACGCCAUGUACAUCGACAUUGGGCGGGCCAACUACACUCGCAAGGAGAACCUCCUGCUGGAAGACGGGGCGGCGGAGGCGGCGGGAGGGGGGGGUGGCAGCGGCAGCGAGGAGGAGGAAGAGGAUGAUGGUGACGAUGAAUAUGAGGACGGGAGGGGAGGCGACUUCGACGCGGGGGACUCUUCGAGACUGCUGCGCGAGCUCCAGGACGUGAGAUCGGCCGUUGACGAAAAGAUGGGGGCGAGCGAGCUCAAGCUGUUCGGCGGGCGAAAGAGCGGGCGGAAGGGCGUCUCCGGGGAGGAGGCUAGCGUCGCAGCAGCUAGAGCUGCUGCCGCCGCGGCGGCGGCGGAGGAGGCUGACGACGGUAGUGAUGUCUCGGAGGAAGGGAGCUCCGGAGACGAAGAGGACGGGGAAAAGAGUUCCGGGGAGGAAGGAGAUGGUUCUGAGGAAAGUUCUGGGGAGGGUUCCGACGGAAGUUCUGACGGUGGCACCAUGUCCGUGGACGAAGACGAGGGCGGCGGCGUCAAGAAGCGAAAGAAGAUCAAUAUGCCGAGGGAAGAGAGGGUGGCUGCGUCCCCCGGAGGGUCGGGGGGCGGCAGGACUCGUCGAAGGGCGCUAUUCGACGACGACGAUGACGUCAAGGGGCGGGGAGAGGACGGCCGUGACGGAGACGACUCCGACGGCUCCCCGUCUGAGGACGAUGAUGAUGCGGACGAGAACGGCGGCGUGAGCCAGGCGUGGAAGAGCGGCAUGGCGACGAGAGCGGCGGAAAGGUUCUUGCAGCGGAAGUCCCAGAACGUGAACCUUCAAGACCUGGUGUACGGCAGGCCGGGGAGAGGAGGCGAGGACAACGCGGCCAAGGAAGGGGAGGACUCGGCAUCCGAGGAAGAAGGCGGGGAUCAGGAGCAAGACGACCACUUCUUCACCAUACGCGGCGGCGGAAACAAGGGUAGUAAGCGGCAAGGCCAUUCUUCUUCCGGUGGCGGCGACGCCGAAUCGGAGGAUAACGACGACGAGGAGGAGGGUGGGGGUGGGGUCGGGGGCGGGGACCGAUCCAAGUUUUGCCCGGACCGGGAGGCGUUGGACGACUGGGAGGGGACCGGGGACGACUGCGCCAUCGAAGCUAUUCGAAACAAAUUCGUCACCGGUGACUGGGGGGCCGGGGACGGAGCGAACGGUGCCGGAGGCGGCGGGGCAGGCGACGGAGACGAUGGCGACGACGACGACGACUCCGAGGUCUACGGAGAUUUCGAGGACCUGCAGACCGGGGACAAGUUCGGACCCGGUGCUGAAGACAACGAUGACGAUGACGACGGAGACGAGGAGAAUGACAUGGAGACCGAGCGUGAGAAGAACGCCCGACUGAAAGCUGAAGCAAUGGCCUCCAAGGACGAGGAUGAGGAGGGCGACGAGGACGAAGAGGGAGGAGGAGGGGGAGGAGAGAAGAAGAAGAGGCUGGACGCCAACGGAGAGGAAAUCGAAGACGACGACGAGUUCCUGAGGGAAGCCACCAAGCGCAGGGAGGACCAGCAGACCCGAAACCGCAAGGAGUUCGAGGACAUGGGGGACGCGGCGCAACUCCGAAUCAGGGGUUUUCCACAGGGGCGUUACGUGCGGAUCCGGUUCAAUGCCCUACCCGCAGAGUUUGUCACCAACUUCAGGCCGGAGAACCCCGUGAUCGUUGGGGGCCUGAUGGCGGCGGAGGAGGGUCUGGCCAUGGUGCGGACGCGGGCGAAGCGGCACCGGUGGCACGGCAAGACCCUCAAGAGCAACGACCCCCUCGUUGUGUCGGCCGGGUGGAGGAGGUUCCAGACGCAGCCGGUCUUCGCCACCGAGGACCCCAACGAGCGACAACGGUACCUCAAGUACACUCCCGAGCACAUGCACUGCUUCUGCUACUUCUACGGACCGAUCAUCCCGCAAAACACGGGCAUCAUGGCCUUCCAGAGCAUGGGAAACACCACCACAGGGUUCCGAGUCGCCUUGACUGGCACCGCCCUCGAGCUUGACGCCAAGUUUGAGGUGGUGAAGAAGCUCAAGCUCGUGGGGUACCCGGACAAGAUCUUCAAGAAGACUGCCUUCAUCAAGGGCAUGUUCAACUCGGACCUGGAGGUGGCCAAGUUCGAAGGUGCGGCGGUGAGGACCGUGAGCGGGAUCCGGGGGCAGUUGAAGAAGUCGGCCAAGGGGGGCGAGCCCGGCCGGUGUCGGGCUACCUUCGAAGACAAGAUCCUCAAGUCGGACGUCGUCUUCUGCAGGCUGUGGGUGCCGGUGGAGAUCAGAAAGUACUACAACCCUGUCACGUCUCUGCUGGAGAAGGGCGAGUGGCAGGGGAUGCUCAACACGGCGCAGCUGCGACGGGCGCAGGGACAAUCGGUUCCUGUCAACAAGGACUCCCUGUACAAGCCGAUCGAGCGGGCCCCCCGCAAGUUCAACUCCCUGCCCGUGCCGAAGAAGCUCCAGGCGGCGCUGCCGUUUGCCUCUAAGCCCAAGCUGGCGCCCAAGCGCAAGAAGAAGGGCUACCUCAGCAAGCGGGCGGUGGUGAUGGAGCCAGCGGAGAGGCGGAAGGUUUCCCUGAUGCAAGCGCUGGCGACGAUCAGGAACGAGAAGGUCGCCAUCCGCAAGGAGGCGGCACAGCGGCGGAAACAGGCGAACAUGCAGAAGCAAGCCAAGGUUUCCGAAGCCUUCGAAGGGGUGAGGAAAGAAGAGAGGAAGCGCAAGUACCGCACCCAGGGAAAGGAGGAGGAGCGCUUAAAGAAGGCCAGGGCCGGCGGCGGACGAGGGGGACAAGGGGGCGGGCGCAAGGGCGGCAGGGAGAACGACGAUUGAGAAAAUACUUGGCCGGACCUCGCCUGCCGAACAUUUUCUGCUGGGGAGGGGAGUCUUUCCUCUCUUUGUCGAGGGACAUACCCGCCGCUGGGAAGGGGUUGGAUACGUGUGCGGUCUGCGUGUGCUUUUCAAGUGUAUCAACAGGGCACAUUGCAUGGCAACGUGGGGUAGACAACAGCAGUGACCUUCGAAGCAUGCAGGGGUCUGAAUGCGAUCAAUGGUAUGGGCACGGACGGAGGCUGAGGGGGGAAACAAGCGCUGGUCUGGUUGAACGGCCGACUAGAGACCUGACACGGGAUUCGAAAGAAGUCGGUUGGUGGCGGAAUAUUGUCGCGACGGGUCGCAGAAACGCCCGUGGGCUUGCUGUUUUGUUGCCUUUCUUGCCGUUAACCUUUUCGUUCAAUGGCUUUGCCUGAGAGCCUUUUAAAGGU